UUCACUCAUUGAAUCUCUUACCUGGCCCAAAGAUGACUUGCCCUUUAUAUAUAAAUAAAACGCAAUGCCGUCAAACUAUACUGCUUAUCCUCGUCAUUCAGUCUCCACUAACAUUCAAAUCUAAUGGCUCUUGAAACCCAAAACCUUCACUUCGUUUUGCUCCCCCACCUGUCCCAAGGCCACCUGAUCCCCAUGACGGAUAUGGCCAAGUUACUAGCACAGCAUGGUGUGUGCGUCACCAUAAUCACCACCCCCAUCAAUGGCGCUCGAGCUAAACCAGUCAUAGAUCAGGCCACCCAAUCAGGGCUCCAUAUCCAGCUUCUCCAAGUCCAAUUUCCAUGCUCUGAAGUUGGGUUGCCUGAAGGAUGUGAAAGCAUGGACGCCCUCCCCUCAAAAGAAAUGUUCAAAAAUCUGUUGACAGGCAUCAGCAUGCUACAACAACCAGUGGAGCAGCUUCUGGUCGAGCUAAAUCCUCCUCCAAGCUGCAUCAUUUCCGACAAAUAUCUUGCCUGGACUGACCGCACAGCCCGUAAGUUUCGGAUUCCCAGAGUUGUUUUUGAUGGUACUAGUUGUUUUGCGCUCCUGUGUACACACAACAUAAUCACAUCCAAGGUUUGUGAGCACGUGUCCGAGUCGGAGCCCUUUGAAGUUCCUGGUUUGCCUGAUAGAAUUGAGCUAACUAAAUCCCAACUACCUAAUUCUGUCAAUAUUGUCCCCGCCAACACAGCUGGUAUUCGCAAAGAAAUUAGAGAGGCUGAACUAGCAGCAUAUGGGGUUAUAGUCAACUCUUUCGAGGAAUUAGAAACAUCAUAUGUUAGAGAAUACCGAAAGGUCAGAGGCGAGAAAGUUUGGUGUAUUGGCCCUGUGUCACUAACCAACCAAAACAACCUAGAGAAGGCUGCCAGAGGUGACAAGUCUUCCAUUGAUGAAAACCAAUGUCUGAUUUGGCUUGAUUCGUGGAGACAAGGUUCCGUAGUCUACGCUUGUUUGGGAAGCCUCAGUCGCUCGACAUCUGCACAGCUGAUAGAGCUUGGGUUAGGCUUAGAAGCAUCAAACCGACCUUUCAUUUGGGUGAUAAGAUCAGGAGACAGAUUAGCUGAGCUUGAGAAAUGGAUGUCAGAAGAAAAAUUUGAGGAAAGGGUCAACGGGAGAGGGGUUGUGAUUAAGGGUUGGGCUCCGCAACUGUUGAUUUUGUCACAUCCUGCAGUUGGAGGGUUCUUGACACAUUGUGGAUGGAACUCAUUACUUGAAGGGAUAUGUGCAGGCUUGCCAAUGAUAACAUGGCCGCUGUUUGCUGAGCAAUUUUACAAUGAGAAGUUUGCUGUGCAAGUGUUGAAGAUCGGUGUGCCUGUGGGGGCCAAAUUUGCUGUGAAUUGGGGACAGGAAGAGAAGCAUGGGGCGGUGGUGAAGAGGGAACAGGUUAAAAUGGCAAUAGAUCAGUUGAUGGAUGAAGGAGAUCAGGAAGGACAUGAUAGAAGAAAGAGAGCUAGAGAGCUUGGGGAUAUGGCCAAGAGUGCAAUUGAAGAAGAAGGCUCUUCCUAUCUAAGCAUGAAAUUGUUAAUCCGAGAUAUCAUUGAAGUAUGCAACAAGUGAUCAUUAUUGGUAAUUUAGUAUUGGAUUAUGCAAAUGCAAAGUAAUAAUUUGCAUACUAUCACAUGAUUGAUUUGAUUAUUUCACUCAAAGCCUAUUCCCACA
Molecule: messenger RNA, 1695 nt
Organism: Juglans regia (Persian walnut)
Lineage: Eukaryota; Viridiplantae; Streptophyta; Magnoliopsida; Fagales; Juglandaceae
Product: UDP-glycosyltransferase 73E1-like
Exons: 1
Coding region: 124-1593 (489 amino acids)
Molecular function (GO): UDP-glycosyltransferase activity
Source: RefSeq, a predicted model, not a curated record